Tachysurus vachellii is the source of this 1697-nucleotide messenger RNA. RefSeq names its product histamine N-methyltransferase (gene hnmt). The transcript is spliced from 7 exons. The record is from RefSeq and is a predicted model, not a curated record. Bases 156 to 1022 code for a protein of 288 amino acids. NCBI's taxonomy places the organism in Eukaryota, Metazoa, Chordata, Actinopteri, Siluriformes, Bagridae. Gene Ontology annotation, molecular function: N-methyltransferase activity.
UAUAUUUGUGUGUGGAAUGAAACACAACCCAGCAGUGAAGCCUUCAGGGUUGUGGCUUUAAGAUUCACACACACACACACACGGAACAUCUGCACAGCAGCGGCACGAAGGCAGAGGGAAAAAAACACAACUUAAAAAGCAGAUAAAAGAGGAAGAUGGCUGCUCAGAACAGGAGCUUGGUAGAUGAUUACUCCAGAUACCUGAAGGCGUUCGAGCUGUUUCUGGAACGUUCAUCUGAACACCAGUGUAUGAGAGACUUCAUCCACAACACACUUCCAAACAUCCUGUCCACUGUUGGAGCAGGAAAGUCCACUCUGAAUGUUAUGGGAGUGGGAAGUGGAGGAGGUGACAUCGAUCUGGAAAUCCUCACACAGCUGCACACUAAACAUCCUGAGGCCCGAGUGGAGAAUGAUGUGGUGGAACCCAGCGGGGACAUGCUGUAUAAAUAUAAAGUUUUAGUAGCGAAGACGGCAGGCCUCGAUCACAUCACCUUCAGGUUUAAUAAGAUGACGGCAUCAGAGUUCGAGAGCGACUGGAAGCAGAGGAACAUUGACAGGAAGUUUGACUUCAUCCACAUGAUUCAGAUGCUGUACUAUGUGAAGGAUCCCGAGGCAACGGUUUCCUUCUUCCGGAGUUUACUGCACAAAGACGGAAAACUCCUCAUUAUCCUGGUGACAGGAGAUAGUGGGUGGGGUGGGUUAUGGAGAAGGUACCGAGAUCAGGUGCACAGUUGCUGUGUCUCCACCGCGGACAUCACAAGGUUCUUAGACGCCAAAAGAAUCCCUCACGAGAGCCAUGUUUUUGAGUCCAGUAUGGACAUCACCGAGUGUUUCACAGCUGGAGAUGAGAAAGGAGAGCUGAUGCUGGACUUCCUGACCGAGAUCCUGGAGUUCAGUAAGAACGCUUCUCCAGAGCUGAAGGCCGGAGUGCUGGAGCUCCUCAAAGAGCCCGAGUGCAGCCGGGAGGUGGACGGCAGGGUCAUGUUCAACAGCAACAUGGAGGCCUUAGUGAUUGACCCAUAACUCUAAAAUGGAGACGUGCCACUACAAGUCUCCUACUAAAGCCUUAAUGUCUGCUAUUUAAUUGUGGAUGAAGAGCUAAAUAAUUAUGUUAACAAUUAAAUGCUUUCAGUAAUCCUGUCAGGGUAGCUCAUGCUAACUAGCUGGCUAAUGUUGUCUGGAAAAAUAUAAACAAUCAUAGCUUUUCUAAUGACUUUCUCUCAGUUUUUAAAAAAAAAAAAAAAUUGUUACUUGAGUAGAAUUAGUAGUAUUUGAGCUUGACUGAAAAAUGCUGUUAGAUUAGCUUGUGCUAGCUAUCCAGCUUGCUAGCUGGAAGAUCAUGAACACUUUAUGAGCUGAAUUUAAACUGCCUAAAAAAACUCACAUUACUUCAAGUGAUUAGCAUUAGCAGUAGUGACAUGGACAUUUGACAAAUUUUAUAUGAAAAUAAAUCUAGCACUGGAGUUUAUUCUGUCUAUCCGGCUCUGAAUAUGUCACACAAAUUUUGUUAAGUUGGUACAUGUUUGUUAGCGUGGUGGAAAUUCACUUCUUUAAGAAGUCACUACUAACAUGAAGAACUUCAUCACGAGCCACGUAGCUGUUCCUGCUGUUCUCAGAGCGUGACAGAUGGCUACAAUGGAUGAAGAAAAAAUCCUUCCAAAUGUCAAAUAUUUAUUUUCUCUGUCAUGUACUGUGUAU